AUGGCCUCUUUGAAGUCCACAGAUGGCCUCGGAUCCACGACAGCUCUUAACUCUUCCCAUACCGUAAUAGAAACCACAAUCACAAGGCCACCUACGUCGUCCCUCAAUCUCACGAAGAGCGCCAAUGCCAUCGUCUCUCGAAACACCUCUCUGUCGAUUACAGACAGCGGAAGCGCUUAUGCAAGUGCAUGUCAGGCAUCGUGGGCUGCAUGGGGUAGCGCUGCUCUCAAUGUCUCUAGAUUCAUCACUACCUCAACGGAGUACUUCACAUACACGAAUUGGACAGCGACCACGACGACAUUAGGGGGAUGCGAUACGCAUCCUCGCCUGGUUGGCACGUUCACGCCUAUCGCAUCAGGAACCAACUCCACCACAUGGGAGAUGUACACGCGAACGGGACUUCCAGCGACACCUACGUGCAGCAUCAAUCCCUCUGACUGCAAUGGUCUAUACUCUGCUUCCAUCAGCAGCUCUUCGUCGUACAACAGUGCAGCGCUAGCCGCGCAGACCACGAUCUUCCUGCCACCACAAGCCACAGCCGUGACUUUCGUUCACUUGUCAUCGACUUCCGUCAAAUCCUUCGGGUCCGCGCAACUUCCUUCGCCUGCAAUUAUUACUUUCAAUAACACCGCAUACCCCGGGAGCGUGUUCACAAAUAAGCUCACGUAUCCCACAACUUCUGUAUACUCACUAACCCACUAUUCUAUCGAUGGGGACCUCUUAUUCGAAGACUCAUCAGCGAUUGUGCAAGCAGACAUCGGGACUAUGCCUCCAUACCAGACCUUCAUCUGUAAUCGAACAGUUGAAGGUUCGACCUGCGGCGCCUGCACCAUUUAUGGUGGAGAGGUCCAGCUUCUGUACUUUCCGGUCGCUGCGAAUGCUUCUCGCAAUUACUGUGCGCAGACUGGUGGCCCUGUAACAACAUGCCCUCUGGGCCCUACAACAGCACCCUACACGGCUAUCGGAGCAGAUAUUGGUGGCAUCUGUGAGAGCUAUGUCAACUGCCCGUAUCUCAUUGGCAACACAUCGACAACAGAUAGUGGCCCUUACGUCGUUACCGCCAGCACGACCCUCUAUCAGAAUCGAGCAUACAUCUCCCUCAAGACAGCCUAUGCCUCGAACUCAUGCGGCUAUGUCGGCGGGCAGCAUGCAGGAAGUGUGGUCACUGUGGCCUCAAGCCAAGUCUUUUCCGUCAAUCGCGCCCACGGCGAGGAUUGUGCUGACUACGGCUACUCGUUCGACUUCGCGAAUCUCUUGCCUAAUUUACCGUUCAGUGCUUUCAAUACUGCGGUCAGCAAUAAUGCCUGUCAUAGGCCUCGGCCUGGUGUAGCCGAGCCGGACGCCCUCAAUGGCGAUUGGGUCAACGGACAGCAGAUAAAGGACACGCAACCUUGCGACACUAUCGUUGAUUGGGCGUACUAUCCUUUGCUCGUGGUACCGACGCAGAUCAGGGAGAUGGAUGCAGCUUGGGCUACCUGUGCCGUAGCUUUGGAUGGGCUGUACGACCCGCCUAAAGCGCUGACCGCACAGACGACCACCGAUGGUCCUUCUGGCCCUGCUGGCGUGCAGACGACCACCGCCGCUAGUCCCGCUAGCACGGUGAACAAUAAUUCACCUACUGCCACCGGAAUAGCUACGUCUGUUGCACCUUCUACUCAGCCAGCUCAAGCGAGCUCGACAGCAAAUGCCGACCCAGGCAACAGUGGUGCUGGUUCAUCAGGAGCCAAUUCCGGAGUGGCAGACCCCGGUACGAGUGCAGGCUCAGGCGCGGCAGAGAGUAGUAGUGCCAAUCUUGGAGCUGCUGGAUCUAUCCUCAGCCAGGCCUUGUCUACCGCAACCAACCCAGCUACUUCGCAAGGAUCUGGUAAUACUGGAGCCGCAGGUUCUAAAGGCGCCGGCUCGAAUUCAGGGUCAUCUGAUAAUAGCGAUGCCGCCGCAUCUCAAGGUUCUGGUGCAAAUUCUGGGUUUGGAUCUGGUAGUAAUGGCGCAUCUUCUGCUGCUCUCGACCCAUCAACGAUCUCCGUCGGUUUUUCGGCUUUCACGGUCGUGGCUACACAGGCAACAGGAUCUUCCGCGAUGGUGGUGGCAAACGGAGGUGUCACGGCAACUCUAACAGCUGGUCAGACGCUAUCUAUUGGUGGGCAAGCCGUCAGUGCUGGCUCGACCGGAGGCGUGGUUAUUGGCUCUGGAAGUGCUGCAGCCACAGUCGUGCCCGCUGCUUCCAUUGGAUCUGGCUCAUCUGCUGCUCAGUUUUCUGGUGUUGUGAUCAGUGUAGGCUCCUCAUCCUCUUUGACUGCGGUGCAGACAGUCGUCACUAGCAGCAAUGGUGAAGCAACUACGCAAGCUAUUAUCGGAGGCAGCACGAUCGCACAAGGUGGUGCUGCAGCAACCAUCAACGGUCAGACCAUAUCCCUGGGAUCCGACGGCGUGAUCGUAGGCUCGUCUACCCAAGCCGUCAGCGUCCUCGCCGCUGCGACAGCCUCAGGAGCAGUCGUUCAGGUUGGCACCUCGAGCUUGACUGCUGUACAAAGCGUGAUUACAGGCAGUAAUGGCCAGCUCACCACACAGGCCGUGAUUGGUGGUACCACCACUACUCAAGGGGGUGCGGCAGCGACGAUCAAUGGGCAAGUAGUGUCUCUUGGAUCGAGCGGUGUUGUCGGGGGUGGAUCGACCACGCAAGCAAUAUCAGCACUAGCGACAAACGCAGCUCCGUCUAGUACGUUUCUGGCAGUCGGUUCGGCGCUCGUCACCGCCUCACAGACAGUCGUCACGGGUAGCAAUGGGCAGAGGACGACCGAAGUAAUCUUAGCUGGCACGGUAUUGACGCAAAGUGAGUCCGCAGCAGUAGUGAGUGGACAUACUCUGUCCCUGGGCUCGAACGGCAUCAUCAUUGAUGGCAGCCAAACUGCCACGAUCUCUACCUUGAACGCUGGAUCAGCUAUCACUGGGUCUGUUGUCACGCUCGGCUCAUCUACCUUGACGGCCUCUCGAUCCGUGGUCACCGGUGCUGACGGCAAACUUGCUACCGAAGCCAUAGUCGCCGGCAGUACUCUUAUCUCGGGCGGCGCUCCAGUGACGAUCGAUGGAGAUACUUUGAGUCUUGGCUCUGCUGGGAUCGUGGUUGAUGGCAAGCAGACCACAGCCCUCUCGUCAAUCAGCCCAUCCAUUACUGGCGCAUUGGUGACACUUGGCCCUUCCACACUUACUGCGUCACAAACUGUCAUUACCGGUACGAAUGGCCCGCGUACGACCGAAGUGAUUAUCGGUGGUAGUACACUAGUUUCUGGCGGUGCACCAAUAACUCUCUCCGGCCAUACUCUGACCUACAGAUCGAACGGCGUCGUAGUGGAUGGCACACAAACAGAUCCGGUAUCUACAUUCGCUGUUGGUAUGACAGCGACUCCUGUUGUCUUCACUGAGCAUGGACAAGUGUUCACUGCUACACCCAUUCCGGGUCGAUCAGGAGUCUACAUCGUGGAUGGCCAAACAAUCUCUGUUGGUGGCUCUCAGGUCACCGUUGAUGGUCUGACACUCACAGCACAAUCUUCUGGGCUCGUAGUAGAUGGUACACAGACGAUCUCGUGUAGUAAGGGUGUUUCGCCCGCUCGCUUGACCGCUGCCAGUGGCCCUUCAGUAUCGUCCACUGGGCCUUCGCCAACAGCGACUACCACGAAGAAGUCUGCAGCAGAUAGUUUGGUCGCUGAGAAGAUCAUGGGGAGCCUCGUGUUGGCUCGUAUUGUGGCAGUGUUGAUGACAAUGUAG
Messenger RNA from Recurvomyces mirabilis, 3762 nucleotides. RefSeq lists its product as uncharacterized. The record is from RefSeq and is a predicted model, not a curated record. The transcript is spliced from 5 exons. Bases 1 to 3762 code for a protein of 1253 amino acids. NCBI's taxonomy places the organism in Eukaryota, Fungi, Ascomycota, Dothideomycetes, Mycosphaerellales, Teratosphaeriaceae.